Racocetra persica is the source of this 506-nucleotide messenger RNA. The record is from the annotation of a GenBank genome assembly. NCBI's taxonomy places the organism in Eukaryota, Fungi, Glomeromycota, Glomeromycetes, Diversisporales, Gigasporaceae.
AACUAUCGUGAUACUAGCAGUGGACUAGUAGAGAACCAGAAAGGCUCUAUUAGUUCGCCCGUUUUAGAUCACUUCUUGGUUUUCAUUCCAGCUCGUUCUAGCAAACUAGGACGGGUUUUCUGGGAUAGUUUUCUGGCAGAAAAGAAUAUCUUUUCUAGUGAUAAGAAAGCAGAUAAACAGAAAAAUCUAACCCAAGCUCUAUUCGACUAUGUGGUAGAAGAAGCUGAAGCACUAGUUGCUUCAACAUCUGGGAUUUCUGAAACUUCUAAGACGUCUAACCUACCUGAGCCAAAAAUUGUUGAGCGGUCUCAAAAAGACCAGCUCAAAACUAGCAAGCUUUCCAAACCUAUUGAGCUUAUAAGUGAUAAUUAUGCUAUAGACGAUACAGAAUCAGAAGAGUCUGACUUCGAACCAGAGACAAGCGACAGUUCAAAACCUCAAAUACAGGCUUCUUCGUCAUCUCAAACAAUAGAAAUGGAUUCAAUGUUAGCUGAAAUUGAUGCAAU